Messenger RNA from Tinamus guttatus (white-throated tinamou), 1644 nucleotides. It is a transcript of the gene CNDP1, whose product is annotated as carnosine dipeptidase 1. Gene Ontology annotation, cellular component: cytosol. The record is from RefSeq and is a predicted model, not a curated record. Gene Ontology annotation, biological process: proteolysis. Gene Ontology annotation, molecular function: metallodipeptidase activity. Lineage: Eukaryota; Metazoa; Chordata; Aves; Tinamiformes; Tinamidae.
GAGCCAACAGCUACAACAAGACAUGAGAGUGCCCAGCAGCAUCACCCGAAUUCAGCAAUGGCUGCUAGUUACAUUGCCCCUGAUAUAUGCAGGAGCAAAGAUACUGCCGUUGUGCUACUCUUCAAGGCAGGGAUGUCCUCCCCCUCCUGCUCAUCUUCAGCGCUGGAGACUGAGAUCUUCCAAUACAUUGACCUGCAUCAGAAUGUCUUUGUUGCGAACCUUGAGGAAUGGGUGGCGGUGGAAAGCGAUUCUGCUCAACCAGAUCUCAGGAGAGAAGUAAUACGAAUGGUGGCAUUAGCAGCCGACAGACUCAGAGCACUGGGAGCCACUGUUAACUCAGUAAACCUGGGGUCGCAUCAGUUGCCCGAUGGGCGGAACCUACUGCUGCCACCUGUCAUUCUUGCAGAACUGGGCAAGGAUCCACAAAAACCCACCGUAUGCUUCUAUGGUCAUGUGGAUGUGCAGCCUGCCAAAAAAGAAGACGGCUGGAAAACUGACCCCUACACGCUGACUGAAAUCAAUGGAAAUCUCUACGGGCGUGGAGCAACAGAUAAUAAAGGACCUGUCUUAGCCUGGAUAAAUGCAGUGGAAACUUUCAGAGCCUUGAAAUUAGCUAUGCCCGUAAACUUCAAGUUUGUUAUUGAAGGUAUGGAAGAAGCAGGGUCUCUGGGGCUAGAGAAGCUGCUUGAGGAAGAGAAGCAGUGCUUUUUUGCUGAUGUGGAUUGCUUUGUGAUUUCGGACAACCUUUGGCUCAGCAAGAGGAAGCCUGCCCUCACGUACGGCACGCGGGGAAACGCCUGCUUCUUUGUGGAGGUCGAAAGUGGUGACAAGGACCUUCACUCUGGGACCUUUGGGGGCAUCAUCCACGAGCCCAUGACGGACCUGGUGGCUCUGCUGGACAGCCUUGUGGAUUCCACAGGUCAUAUUCAGAUCCCUGGAAUCUAUGAUAGUGUUGCUGCCCUGACAGAGGAGGAGAGGAAGUUGUAUGAAUCAAUUGAAUUUGAUAUAGAGGAACAGAAAAAUAAUAGCGGAGUGAAAAAAUUCCUCUAUGAUACCAAGGAAGAGAUACUUCUACACCUGUGGCGUUAUCCUUCUCUCUCUAUUCAUGGGAUUGAAGGAGCUUUUCAUGAACCAGGAUUUAAAACAGUCAUUCCAGCAAAAGUCAUAGGCAAAUUUUCAAUCCGUCAAGUCCCCCACAUGGACCUUUCAGUUGUUAAACAACAGGUGGCAGAGUACUUGGAGGAUGUAUUUUCCAAGAGGAACAGCCCGAAUAAACUGAAAGUGUCUAUGUCUUUGGGUGCAAAGCCCUGGCUUGCUGAUAUUAAUGAUCCAGUAUAUAUAGCAGCGAGAAGGGCAAUAAGAACAGUUUUUGGAGAAGAUCCAGACUUUAUUCGGGAUGGCUCAACGAUUCCUAUUGCCAGAAUGUUUCAGACUAUAAUGCAGAAAAGUGUGAUAAUGCUUCCAAUUGGAGCAGCUGAUGAUGGGGAGCACUCCCAGAAUGAGAAAAUAAGCAGACAUAAUUACAUCAAAGGAACCAAAGUGUUUGCAGCUUUUUUCCUGGAGAUAUCAAAGCUGCGUGAACAGCUACGAGAAACUUCCAAGACCAAGACUGACAACUGAAAGACCAUCACAGGGAAAUUAGCA